Messenger RNA from Alternaria novae-zelandiae, 1716 nucleotides. RefSeq lists its product as uncharacterized. The transcript has a single exon. The record is from RefSeq and is a predicted model, not a curated record. NCBI's taxonomy places the organism in Eukaryota, Fungi, Ascomycota, Dothideomycetes, Pleosporales, Pleosporaceae. The coding region runs from base 1 to 1716 and encodes 571 amino acids.
AUGCCGCCCAAACGCGCAGGACUUGAUCCUGAUGCCGCAAGUAGCGCAGAAGAAUCACCAAACGCCCGAAGCGCCAGAAAUACAGAUAGCCCAAAUCCAAGAGCGGGUAGAACAUCGACGCCAGUAUUGCAGAGCAGUAACGUGAGCGCCAAUACCAGGAAAGGGAGACGGGGCAACAGUCCUAGAUCUGAAGAUAAUGCCAAUGAGUCCCAGAGUGUGUACGAGCACUUGGAAGCACAAAGACAAGAACUCUCGCAAGAAAUCAAAGACACGAAGGAGAAAGCCGAGAUACCCGAUUUUGAGGAACACCUUACAAACCGUGCUCGGGCGCGAGAUAAAAAUGCCGGAAAUCGAAUAGCUCUCGUUCGUGCGGCCAACAAGGCGGUAGGCGGGCAAGAGAAAUUCGACCGCGUUGUACGCCGGGAAGCCCACGCCGCACGCACACAUGCGACUGCCUUGUAUGAAGACUUUCAAUAUUAUCAGACGCCUGAGUUUCGUUCUCAGUAUCUCCAAGACAUUGACAAGGUGAAAGAUCGAAUACAGCAGUCGAUACGGGAUGGGCAGCCUCCUGGGCUACUCUCAGGAGACGAUGCUUACGAUAAAGUCCUACGUCCAAUCCUCAAAUCGCUUGAAGAUGAUAAGGUCGGUCAAACGGAGACACUCGAUUACGACAACAUGGGUCCCCAUCACCUACACGUCAGGAUACCAAGGGCAAAGAGUCAAGCUGUGGGAUUAGGUAGACCGCGAGUUCCGCCAAUCGACCCGCCGAUCAACCUGAAACUUGAUGUCGAAGCUAUCGAGAAGAGAAGGAAGAAAGUGGAAGAUGAAAAUAAGGAUGACAAGAUGGCUGAGUCACACUCUGAACGUCGAGCACGAGAGACGGGGCUUUCAGAAGGACUGCCCUCAGAUAGUCAUGUCAAUGACGCAUUGGCAACAGCGAAUAAUCUUAGUAGAACGCGACUGGAGAGUGGCCUGUUCAUUUCAGCGGGCGAGACAUGGGACGACUGGAAGACUUCCGACGAGCGAGAUGCACCGAAUGAGCUUUACGACCCACCGACCGAGGAGGAGAUGCCAGAUGAUGACAGCGAUUCUAGCGACGACGAAAACGACUUGUUUGCAAUCAGUUACCGCGAAUGUAGUGGUUUGGCAGGUUUUCCCCGUGGUGGCGGUGGUGGUGAUGAUGAUGAUGGCGGUAGUGAUGAUGAUGGCAAUAGUGAAAAGGGGGAAAAGAAAGACACCAAUGAUCCAGGAGCACCAGCCAACCCUGCUGGUGGGCCGCCAACUGGGUCCGAACCUCGACCUCAAUCGCCAAGAAAGAAAGCGAAGGAACAUGACUACACGCAAUACAAUCGCCCACAAGUCCGUACAGCUUUGAAGUAUCGAGAGCAAGCUCAGAGUGCUCAGUAUGUUACGGAGCUCCACAAGCGUGCUAAUGAUUAUGACGACAACCCGAAACAACCUGGUACUAUUCAUCACUAUAUCCUGAAGGAUCGGAGUGUCGCAAAUCGUCUUGAGAAAAGGAUUACUGAACUGGGUGAAGGUUGGUCGACUGAAUAUAAAAAAGAACUCGAUGAGCAGAAUAAGAAUGGCGAACAAGUAGAUACUGACGUAUCCGAAGAGAACUCUCCCGCGUCAACCGGGAAGGGGAAAGCUAAGAAGACAUCUAAAUCUAAGGAAAAGAAGAAGACGCAGCCAAAACGUAAGAGCAAGAAGUAG